This is a messenger RNA of Rana temporaria (common frog), 933 nucleotides long. RefSeq names its product olfactory receptor 50-like. NCBI's taxonomy places the organism in Eukaryota, Metazoa, Chordata, Amphibia, Anura, Ranidae. The record is from RefSeq and is a predicted model, not a curated record. Gene Ontology annotation, molecular function: olfactory receptor activity; G protein-coupled receptor activity. The transcript has a single exon. The coding region runs from base 1 to 933 and encodes 310 amino acids. Gene Ontology annotation, cellular component: membrane. Gene Ontology annotation, biological process: G protein-coupled receptor signaling pathway.
AUGUUCUUCAUUUCAGCAUUUUCCUUCACUCAAACUGGACAAUGUCUCCUAUUCAUUGCAGUUCUAAUGAUAUAUGUAAUGGCUAUACUUGGAAACAUGACAAUUGUGCUAUUGGUGUUUCUGGUUCCCCAGCUCCAUACUCCAAUGUAUUUUUUCUUGAGUAAUCUUGCUAUUAACGAUGUUAUAUUUGUUUCAGUUACUCUUCCAAAACUUCUCUCCAUACUCCUAACACAAGACCAUUGGAUGUCUUUUUCUGCCUGUAUGACUCAGGUGUACUUCUUCCCAUUGUCAGGUUAUUGUGAUAUGUUUCUACUGACCUCCAUGUCCUAUGACCGAUAUGUCGCAAUCUGUAAACCAUUACAAUAUUCCUUACUCAUGAGUAAAGAUAUAUGCAUGGCAUUGGCUCUGUUUACUUGGCUUAUAUCUGUGACUAAUGCAACUAUCAAUUUGUUAUCUGCAUCUCUAUUAUCCUAUUGUCUCACACAAAAUGUUGACCAUUUCUUUUGUGAUCAGAAAGCACUUUAUUUAAUAACCUCUAGUGAUGUUACAGGCAGAUACAUACUUAUGUUAUGUCAGGACGUACUGUUGGCAUUUUUGCCUUUUUUACUCAUUAUAACCUCCUACAUGUUCAUCAUCUCCACCAUACUGAAAAUUCGUUCCUCAGAGGGACGACUGAAAGCUUAUUCCAGUUGCACCUCCCACCUCACCACAGUAAUAUUAUUCUAUGGUCCAAUCAUUAUAAUUUAUGCCAAACCAGAAUCUGAAGGUUCUAAGGACCUAGACAAGCUGCUGACCUUGGUUUAUAUGGCUGUGGUUCCAAUGCUCAACCCGUUUGUCUACACUUUGAGGAACAAAGAUAUUUUCAACGCUAUAAAAAAUAUAAAAAGGAAGUGGAACCUAGGAGCACAAGGCAGAGUUUCACUAACCACUUAA